AUGCACUUCAACAUCCUCCUCACCUUGUCCACCCUGACAGCUCUGAGCAGCAACGCCGCAGCCCAAUUCCCCCUCAGCGGCAUCAAUGGUCUCAAUGCCCUCGGUGGAUUAGGCGCUUUCAGCCAAACUCCAGGCCCAUCUAGCACGCCCAUCCCCACUCUGGUGAAGAAGCCAGCCACGCCCCUCGCAUUCCCAUUCCCCUCUCAGACACCUAGCUUGUCCACCCCCGUGCCGAAAGCUAGCGCUAGCUCUGGAUUAAAGGAUAGCUUGCCGCUGGGUAGCUUGUUUGGGGCUCUUUAG
Messenger RNA from Penicillium concentricum, 300 nucleotides. RefSeq lists its product as uncharacterized. The coding region runs from base 1 to 300 and encodes 99 amino acids. Lineage: Eukaryota; Fungi; Ascomycota; Eurotiomycetes; Eurotiales; Aspergillaceae. The transcript has a single exon. The record is from RefSeq and is a predicted model, not a curated record.